Messenger RNA from Arctia plantaginis, 240 nucleotides. Lineage: Eukaryota; Metazoa; Arthropoda; Insecta; Lepidoptera; Erebidae. The record is from the annotation of a GenBank genome assembly.
AUGGAUUACUUACUUGGUAGGUCUCAUCAGGUUUGCCCGGGUAGGAAGCACUUCGCCGAUAGUCCGGAGGCCGAGGCGGAGCGGGCGCCCUACGCCACGGGGCGAAGGCCGAAGGCUGCGGCGGCUGUGGCGCGGGCCACCUAUAUUGCGGAGCCCUUCGGAAAGGAGCCCUGUACUGUCUUUCAUCAUCCGCGACGUUUGGUGCCCCGGGGUAUUGCAACUCACCCAUUUAUAACAUAG